AUGAAUUUAGUAAUUCGUCGCAGUAUACGUCGGCAGGUUCAACGUUAAAACAAAAUAUAAAAACAAGUCAAAAUCAAUUUGGCAAUUAAAUUGUCAAUCAAAAUAUUUUUUCAUAACUUUUUUUGACAAGUUAUACAAUCAUUUAUAUUCUUUUAUAUCUUUUAUUCCCAUUUAUAUAUAUUUUUAAUUUAUAUAGCAAUGUCGUCAAAACACAAACGAAUCCCAACAACUUAUCGAAGAUCUACAGCGGUUUUUGCGAAUUCUUCAACUACUGAUUCAAUGGCAAUACAUCCACCUAACAAGUUGCGAAAAACGAAAAUAAAGAGCACUGGUCCAAAGACACCAAUCAUUCGACCAAAAACCAUUCUGGAAAGGAUUUUUGGUUCCAAAAAGUUUGUUAAAGAUCAUUACUUCUCAUCUGGAACAAAAAUUAAUGAGAGCAAUGUGAGGGAUCUAGUUAAAGAGGCGUCGCCCUUUAAAUAUCCCGAUGAUUUGGAUGUGUUUUCGUACAAAUUAAUGGCUAAGACUUGGUUAUCAUCAAAUCGUACCAAGGAAAUGAACCUAAAGUAUAAUGAGCGGUCAAACUACACGGUACGACAAAGUAAAGAUGUCCUCAAUCGACUGUUUGUGGAGUCCGCAAAUGUGAAAUGCAAUACAACUAUUUUGGAUAUUGAUCCGGAGUUUUAUUCAAUUGUGAGUGGACGUCCAAUCACCGUGAAAUUCAAUUUGCAAGAGUACAUGAACACAGCAAGGGAUAUUUUACGGACCAAAAUCGUCACUGGUUAUCGUAUGGAUGACGCAUUACUAAUUGAAGAAAACUUAUUGGAAGAACAAAAUAUGAUUGAAGAAAUCACUACGCAAUACAUGCUGUAUUUAUCGUCUUUUGAAGAAUAUUUAGCAAAAGAUCACGAAACUUCUAUGGAGUUGUUAAGAGCAAGCGAAUCUGAAGGAAAUAAAUCCUAUGAAAAAUACGAGGCAUAUCGAGACGUUGCUAAAGAACUUGGCUUGUUAAAAAGUCAAGUCUCAAAUCUGGAAGAAAAAUGGCGCAAUGCAAAAACAUAUCAAAAGUUUCUCUACAUGGUGAGUCCGAUGUACUGGCGCAAACAAUUCGACUUUUAUCACAUGGCCAAAAAGGAAGACGACCAGGAAAUCGAGAUCAUUGAUUCUUUAGUGGAGCUUGAACAAACAACGGCUGCUAUUGAAUACCGUUCGCUGGAUAAUAUUAUUCGAGACUUUCUGAAGGAUUACGAACAUCCAGAGGAGCCACUUUUAUUUUUUAAUGAACCCAGCGAAUUGAAUAAAAUAUUUCGUUUCAUUGAACUGCAAAAUCUCAACUCUCUACUGCACUCAGAGGAGUUGGCAGUUCCACUAGACACUCUUCGAGAAAAUAUGGCUGCCACCAAAGCCGAAUCCAAUAAACAAAUUGCGGAUUUAAAGGAGAUCACUAGUAAUCUUGAGGGUGAGAUUGUAUGGGAAGAGGAACGUGCCAUCACACUGGAGGCACUUGCUCGUGAGUUGAUCAAUGGCGAGUUUCGACGAUUGAUCUGUGACGGGAGUAUUUUGAAUCUGCUUGUAAUGGUCGAAGACGUGUACGAGGCACGCGUCGCAGCCAAUGAUGCCAAUCUUUCAGCGUACGAAAUGAUGAAAGCUGUCGAGAUCAAGUAUCGCGAGCAUUUGUUGAAGUUGGAUUAUAUGCCUUAUGAUAAGGUACACAAGGCGGAGAUGGAGUGUUAUGCUGAACAGGCAAAAAUAAUGAAGGUUGCCGAGGACGCGUCUCGGAAGGUGGUGCAAAUUGAUCGACUUGUUAAACGUCUGAGGAGAAUAUUGGAACCUCCGGCAGAACAUCGUACUAGAGGUGUGAAGAAGAGGUCUAUGUUACACCGUCCGCAGUUGCAUGAAAUUCAUAUGGAUCAGCCAAUUACUGCUGAGGAAGCGGAGUAUUUUUAUCUUUUUACUGAUUUUUGUGAAGGAACUGAUAAUAUCAAGGAAUACAGAGAGAUUAGACAAAAGGAGCAGGAGAUUGAGGAACAAUUAUUAUUGGAACAAAAAAUGCAAGUUGCAUUUGAUGCGGAUGAAGCAGCAUUGGUCGAUUUGAAUCUGAAAUAAUUUCUUCCCCAUCUGAUUAAUCUUUUGCAGUGAAAAGGUUGUUAGGUAUUUUGCAACAUAUUGAUAAAUUAUUUGCGUGUUUUAUAAAUCUUAAACCACCAACCUACGGGUAAUUAGUUACGAUGUUGAAUGAGCACUCAAUAGGAAAUGUGAAUUGGUAAAUUAAACAGCAUUAAAUGUUCACAAACCAUUUGAACAAAGGAGCGGAUUUCCGGAUACUGGAUGGUGUAGCGACAAUCGUUAAUGCGGAACCAUGCGGCAAGCAUUAACCAAAACAGGAAAACAGAGCUGAUUGUUUCGAUAGUAAUCACAACAUCACAGUAUUUGAUCAGAUAUUGAUUGUUAUGUAAAGGAAUAUUUGACAAAGUUGUGUGAUUAAUAUCUAAACAAUUAUUCAUAUUUUCUGUUUUUAAAUUUGUUGGACUGGAAACUGGAGCUGCUUACGGUUUACCAUUUUAUUAUGCUAGUUAAAGGGAUCCGAAACCUUUGGAUUGAUUGAUGAAAUUUAGUGUGUGUAUUGUUAUAUUAUAGCUUAACAAAACCUUCA
Molecule: messenger RNA, 2653 nt
Organism: Dalotia coriaria
Lineage: Eukaryota; Metazoa; Arthropoda; Insecta; Coleoptera; Staphylinidae
Source: RefSeq, a predicted model, not a curated record